Messenger RNA from Owenia fusiformis, 1978 nucleotides. The record is from the annotation of a GenBank genome assembly. Lineage: Eukaryota; Metazoa; Annelida; Polychaeta; Sabellida; Oweniidae.
GUGUAAUUCAUGGAAGGGCCAUAUUUUGAUAGGUUCACUCCCGUUUGGUAAGGUUAUAUUGCCCUGUGAUCCAAUUGUCGCCCUCGCAUCAUAAUAAGAUCCAGUGAGGGCAACAAACAAGGGUUAUAUAAAAGGAGCGAUACUAUUCAUUGAGGGACAAACACACGAGGACUUAACUGGCACCAAUGUGAAAUUAUAAUGGGGGUUGUAAGGAAUAUCUGACUUAUCAAUUAAACUGAAAGAAGAUGGCGUACGUAAAACAGUUCCGCGAAACAAAAACCAAGUAAUAGCUGCAAUAAGAUAUCUAUGAAUUGCAUUGCAAAUACAAGACUUAAUACAAAUGGAUUCAUUAAAUCUAUUAAUGACUUUUUUAUGUUUCCAGGGCUAACUUUGACGUAGCAAGCCAACCAUGAAAGCAUCGUGAUUGAAAUUGCAGUUUGAAUUCUGAUCGAUAUACUCUGGUCAAAAGUUUCAAUUUCUAGCAGAGCCUUGUAAGAAAACAUUGAAAUGGACAACGCUUCAUUCACACUUGUUGAUCCUUCAACCGAGGUGACUACCGUUUGGAUCAACAGUUCUCCAGACACAAUAAAAUGUCCCGAUGAAAGAUACCCGCAUCAUCAGUUUUUGGAAAUAUUUGUACCAUACGGCCUUUUGAUUGAUAGAAUGGUUACUCCAAUAUGGUAUAUAAUAGGAGCUAUUGGGAAUACACUCUCGGCAAAAGUAUGGCUAGAAAAACGAAUAAGAAGUAACAACUCUUCAGCCAUAUAUUUAGCAACAUUGGCAAUAUCUGAUUUGCUGUUUCUCAUGUUGCAUAUCCUAGUGGAUCUGAAAUAUGCGUGGGGGUUUCAUCCUCUUAAAUACCCCGUGUUCUGUGAAGUUUUCUUCGUUUUGUAUCUUGUUCCUCAGUACCUCUCACCGUUAUUGGUGUUGGGCUUUACAAUUGAACGUUACAUAGCUGUAUGUCAUCCUUUCAAAAAGGAACGCUACUGUACACCUCAGACUGCCCUGAAGGCUAUUGUCUGCCUAGUUGUUUUCAGCGUUCUCCUCUGCGUUGUCCAAGCCUGGUUCUGGACAUACUCUGACGGAGCGUGUGUCGUCAGGCCCGAGGCUGUUGUCGGCCAUAAUAGUAGUAUUUGGUCUAUCUGGACAUGGAGCACUGAAAUCAUAAUAUUCAUGCUAGUACCUCUGACAAUACUAAUAUUCAAUAUUUUAGUCAUACAAGAGAUAAAACGCUUAAGGAGGAUUGAUUUGAUAUAUCAUCAGGAGCACCACAAGGCCUGGGCUGCCACAACGGUGAUGCUCCUCUCUGUAUCAUUCUACGUGAUCUUCACUACUCUCCCAGCCACUUUGGUUUACUCAAUGACCUACGUAUUACCAGAAAGGACAAAAAAUCUGACAGAUUCUCAAAUCAAAACAGAUUCCACAUGGCAAGGAUAUUUCACGUUUCUUAUGAUUCGAAAGAUUGUGGAAGAGAUUUGUCUGUCACAUUACGCCUGUAACAUAUUCAUCUAUCUCGUUACAGGUGUACAGUUCAGGACGGCUUUAGUCAACGACGCAAGAUGUGUUAUGAAUUCUCUUAAAUUGAUAAAGCGUACUAAGAGCUACAAUCAAGUACCGGACAAGACAAAUAAUACUAGAGAACAAGCAAUUCCACCCAAUGAAAUAAUGAAGACACAGCCACAUCGUAUAGUCACCAAAGUGUAGAAAAUGUCACAAAUUAUUACCAAAAACGUUCUCUUUUUCAACCUACGUAAACGCAGCUACCGAUAAUGGACCUUGUGGAUGGUGGACUGGGGUGAUGCCUACGGGUGUUAUAAUCUUAAAUUACCCAUAUCUAGCUUCAUAUCGACUUUUUCGUGUCAACUUUUUUAUCUAUUUAUCAUCAAACUUCCUAACACUGUGUAUCAUAAAUCUAUGGCACAAAGAUAUAUUAAUGUACAUGUAUAUGUAGUUAACCUUUGAAUAAAUCAGUUUUUAC